Molecule: messenger RNA, 1528 nt
Organism: Aspergillus campestris IBT 28561
Lineage: Eukaryota; Fungi; Ascomycota; Eurotiomycetes; Eurotiales; Aspergillaceae
Gene: ppe1
Product: putative ribosomal protein/carboxylic ester hydrolase (Ppe1)
Exons: 5
Coding region: 228-1502 (424 amino acids)
Biological process (GO): protein demethylation
Molecular function (GO): protein methylesterase activity
Source: RefSeq, a predicted model, not a curated record
GUUGGACGUUGGACGUUGGACGUGGAUGAGGAGAAAAGACGAAGGCCGUGAUGUGUGACGUCACGAGUCUAUAUACCUGAGGCCGAUAAUUAUGCCCUGCAUAAUCUGUAUAAUUAGAUAAGCAACACCGAUAAGAUAACACAAUCCCCCGCAUCGUCUUGGGCUUCGGGGAAACUUCAACAUCGCCAGAUCAGCCCACACAUUCUAUAUUGCUUGCUCCCUUCCCCAUGAGUGACCUUCUCCGUUCCUUUGCCAAAGCCAAGCUCGCUCAACUCCCCGCGGAUCCACCCGUCCCUGUCAUGGACCCGCCGCGGGAGGACGACGAGGAGCAUGAGUCCUCGUCCGUCUCGUCCUCCAACACCGUGGUUCCCUCUCCCAGCCGCCAGCUAUUUUCCCGGCCAGACAGGACAACCCAAUCCACCCUCCCCUGGACCGACUUCUUCACCCAGGAGCUCUUCCUCCCCAACCCCGCCACCCACAUCACGCACCAUGUCUAUCUAACGCCUCCCUCCGCCGCCUCCGCGCCGCUCUUCGUCAUGCACCACGGCGCAGGCUCGUCGGGUCUCUCCUUCGCGACUUGCGCCGACGAGAUCCGCCACAUCCUCCCCAACGCCGGCAUCCUCUCCGUCGACGCCCGCGCGCACGGCCAAACAGCAGGUACAAAUGGGGAAGAAGAACAAGCGGAAGGCGACAACAUGGAUCUCCGUCUGGAGACGCUCUCCCAAGACCUCGUCUUCGUCAUCCGCGAGACACACGCGCGCAUGCACUGGGAGAAGCCACCGGAUAUGGUCCUCGUGGGCCACAGCCUCGGGGGCGCGGUCAUCACGGACGUUGCGCGGAGCGGCGAGCUGGGGGCUAAGUUGUUGGCGUAUGCAGUGCUGGAUGUUGUGGAGGGCUCCGCAUUAGACGCCCUCCAAAGCAUGGAACAGUACCUCUCCACACGACCCUCACGUUUCCCAUCCGUCGCAUCAGGCAUAGACUGGCACACCCGCUCCCGCACAAUUCGCAACAAGGCCUCCGCGCGCGUCUCCGUGCCCUCCCUCCUCGACGAAGAGUCCUCCCCCUCCGACCCGCAAAAGCCCUGGGUCUGGCGCACCAACCUAGCAGCUACCAAGCCCUUCUGGGAAGACUGGUUCGUAGGCCUCAGUCGCAAGUUUCUCGAAGCCAGGGGAGGCAAGUUGUUGCUGUUGGCUGGGACAGACCGGUUGGAUAAGGAGUUGAUGAUUGGUCAGAUGCAGGGAAAAUACCAACUCCAAGUCUUCCCCGAAGCAGGCCACUUCAUCCAGGAGGACCAGCCGAGCAAAACAGCGCAGAUCCUCGUCGACUUUUACAAGCGCAAUGAUCGCAGUGCCCUGGUGCUGCCGCCCAAGGUGGCUGAUAUGCAGGCUUCUGCUGCGAUGCGGUCUGGAUCGGGGACUGCGGCUGGGGCUGGGGCUGGGGCUGGGGCCGGCGUGCUGGCUGCGCAAAAAGGGGACCGGACGGGGUCGCUGAAGAAGUCUUAGUUGCACAGUAUACAGGUUAUAUACGG